AUGUCGGACUGUUUCGACUCAUACGACGAUGAGCGCCUGAUCGACGACAUCACCCCGGUCCCCUCGACAUCCAACCCAAUCCCAGGCGAGAAAGAUCCGGAGGCGGUUGGCACAGCGUCCAGUCGCGGCGGGCGCGAGAUCGGAUCAGGCAUCGACGACCACGGGGCCGAUCUUCCGGCGCACCUGCAGCUGUACGGCAUCCGGCAGGCGCUGCCGGUGGCGGAGGGGGAACCGGACUGGGACUCGGGGCCCCCCGACAGCGCGGAAGAGUACCUGAGGAGGGUCAGGUGGGAAGCCUUGAGGUGCAAGCAGGUUGUGACAGCUGACAUUGACACCAGCAAAUUUGAAGACCGUCGCACAGGCUCGAUUCCCCUUACGCCCAACAUCCCCAGCACGCCAGAGCACCACCAGCCCACUGUGAGGUGGCUGAAGCGGUGUCUAAAGGAUUUCCAUAGUCUGAGGGCCACCCUUCACAGGAUGGAGGAAGAUGAGGAUGGUGAAAUUCCGUACGGAGUCCCCAUCAUGGUCUCAAGCAACAGUUCAUCCAAGGAUUGCAGGAGCAAUGCAAGAGACACAGUCCAGGAUCUGAAGUGCCUUCAAGAGGGCACCGAGCCUCUGUUAAGCAACAUGAGCGAGCUCGAUCAGGUGGCUGUGGAGCGGAUUCUGCAGACCCACAUACACGACCUGGUCCAGGCGAAGGGGCGAGAGGUCACAGAGCUCAGGGCCCUGUGGCUGUACGCCCUGCUCGCCAAAAUUCACACUCCGCUGCACCCUGAAGUGCUGGCUGCUGUGCGAGCACUGUUCCGUCACUGCGCAGAAAGGAGGGUCUGUGUUGCGGACGGCUCCCAAGAGGAGCGGGACAUGCUGCCGCGGCUGAACUUGCUGAUAGCGGUGUCAGGGUUGUAUUUUGGGCAGGAUGAGGAGAUGGCCGGAGUGGUCGAUGUGGAGAAUUUGUAG
This is a messenger RNA of Ostreobium quekettii, 957 nucleotides long. The record is from the annotation of a GenBank genome assembly. Lineage: Eukaryota; Viridiplantae; Chlorophyta; Ulvophyceae; Bryopsidales; Ostreobiaceae.